AUGCGCCUCCUCCUCCUCCUCCUCCUCCUCCUCCUCGCCCUCAUCGGCAGUGCAGCAGCACAAGCAAUCCGAGGUUUCAAUUCGGGAGGCAUAGGUCCAAAGGGACCCAAAUCACAGCAAGACUUCGAAGCCGAGUUCAACAAGAUCAAGAACCUACCAGGCACCGGGCCCUUCACCUCCAUCCGGCUGUUCACGAUGAUUCAGCCGAAUACUGCCAGCGACCCAACAGUAGCCAUCCCCGCCGCCAUAUCCACACAAACCCGCCUGCUGCUCGGCCUCUGGGCCAGCGCCGGCCAGGACGCCUUCAACAAUGAACUCACCGCCCUCAAGGCAGCCAUCACCCAACACGGCGAGAAGUUCACCUCUCUCAUCGACGCCAUCUCCUGCGGCUCAGAAGACCUAUAUCGAAUUACACCCACCGGCAUCGCAAACAAAGCAGGCAUCGGCGCCUCCCCUGACACGCUGGUGCAAUACAUCCAGCAACUCCGCGACGCAAUCAAGGACACGCCUGCAUCCGGGGCGAAGAUCACACAUGUAGAUACGUGGACGGCAUGGGUAAACGAGAGUAACUUCGCAGUGACCAAAGCCGUCGACUGGCUCGGCAUGGACGGCUACCCCUACUACGAGAAAGAGCACGAAAACACCAUCUCGAACGCCGGACAGCUCUUCUUCGACUCGUACAACAAGACCGUCGCCGUCUCGCAGGGGAAACCUGUUCACGUCACGGAGACGGGCUGGCCGGUUGCUGGGCCGAAGUCUGGGCUCGCGGUGGCUUCUGUCGAGAAUGCGAAGAAGUAUUGGGAUCAGGUCGCUUGUCGGUUGCUGGGGAGUGUGGAUACGUGGUGGUUUACGCUGGAUGAUGCGAAGGCGGAUCCGGGGGAGAUUUCUUUUAGUUCGAUUAAGCCGGAUUUGGGGGAUCCGUUGUUUGAGCUUUCUUGUCCUGGAGAGUAG
Molecule: messenger RNA, 951 nt
Organism: Zasmidium cellare ATCC 36951
Lineage: Eukaryota; Fungi; Ascomycota; Dothideomycetes; Mycosphaerellales; Mycosphaerellaceae
Product: glycoside hydrolase family 17 protein
Exons: 2
Coding region: 1-951 (316 amino acids)
Biological process (GO): cell wall organization
Cellular component (GO): cell surface; fungal-type cell wall; extracellular region
Molecular function (GO): glucan endo-1,3-beta-D-glucosidase activity; 1,3-beta-glucanosyltransferase activity
Source: RefSeq, a predicted model, not a curated record